AUGAGUUCCAAGACUACCAAUAAGAAAGGCAAGGCAUCAUUCCUUGAAAAGCAAAAGAAGAAAAAUGCAGCAAAAGCUGAGGAAGACCCUAGCAAAGAAGAAGCCAAAUCUGCAGGAAAAGACCAGACAAAUAUCCUAGAAGAUGUAGAAUUUACGAACUCUGUUGAAAUACCUUCAGAAGAAGCUAAAAAAGAGGAGCCAAGCGAGUCUGCCGAAAGUGUGGAUAAAUCUGAAGAUUCAUCCAGUAUCGAGGUUCUAAAAUCUUCUGAGCAAGAAAGUUUACAAGUUUCAGAAGAGAUCAAGCAGGAUGAGAGUAGCGAAAAAGCUAUUGAAGAGGACAAAGUGCAAGAAAAUAUAAAAGAAAAUGAGGAGACACAGCAAGAAAUAAAAGUUGAAGAGAAGAGCGAGGAAGCUAAGGCAGAGAGUCAACAAGAGGAGGAAAAGCAAGAAGUUGAGGACAAAGAAGUAGAGCAACAAGAGGAAAGCAAAGAAAAGAAGGAAGCGGCCACUGAAGAGAAGCAAGAAGAGCAACCCCAAGAAAGCCAACCCGAGCAUCAAGAAAGCCAGCCUGAGCAUCAAGCAAGCCAGCCUGAACAUCAAGAAAGCCAGCCUGAGCAUCAAGCAAGCCAGCCUGAACAUCAAGAAAGCCAGCCUGAGCAUCAAGAAAGCCAGCCUAAGCAUCAAGCAAGCCAGCCUGAACAUCAAGCAAGCCAGCCUGAACAUCAAGAAAGCCAGCCUGAACAUCAAGAAAUCCAGCCUGAACAUCAAGAAAGCCAGCCUAAAAAUCAAAAAAGCCAGCCUGAACAUCAAGAAAACCAGCCUGAGCAACGCCAAGCUCCCCAGCAAGAAAAAGCUGAUGAACCUCAAGAACGGCCAGAGCAGGAAGUAAAGGCUGAUUUCGAGGAAGAAAAAGUUGAGUUUGAUGGUGCAAUUCUCAUAGAAGGAGCAGAAGUCGAAGAAAAUUCUGGCAAACAAAUGGUCAUUGUAGAAGAGGAAGAAGAUUCUAUCAUAGGUGCAGAAACAAUUGAACCUGAGUCCCAAAUCGCAGCUGAGCGUCAAGCUGCACAUGAAGAAUCCAAAGAAACAAAAGAAUUAGUUCUACAAAUUCAUGAAAUCAAGCCUCUCAAAAAGCCUAAAAUUGAAUCUAAGGUUGUAUCUGGAGUAACUAUUGCAAUUGGAGCAUUAGCAGUUCUGAUCGGUCUUGGAAUCUAUUUUAUUCGAGGUAAAAAAUAA
Molecule: messenger RNA, 1233 nt
Organism: Blepharisma stoltei
Lineage: Eukaryota; Ciliophora; Heterotrichea; Heterotrichida; Blepharismidae
Source: the annotation of a GenBank genome assembly